Punctularia strigosozonata HHB-11173 SS5 is the source of this 770-nucleotide messenger RNA. RefSeq lists its product as uncharacterized. Lineage: Eukaryota; Fungi; Basidiomycota; Agaricomycetes; Corticiales; Punctulariaceae. The record is from RefSeq and is a predicted model, not a curated record. The transcript has 4 exons. The coding region runs from base 38 to 637 and encodes 199 amino acids.
CGCCCUCCAGACCCGCAGCCCCUCCCAGCACUCGACCAUGGGUCAAUGGACACAGUAUGACGAGGAUGACUAUCGUCUCCCCGAAGGCAUGAAGAGGGUCGGCUAUGAUGCCGACACUCAAACGUACUAUUACCGAGACCAAAGCGGUACUUUAUAUCAGGGGCCGGAGGGAGCGCAGUAUGGCGAAUUGCGCCCAGUUUCCGAUGCGCCCGCGCCGCUUGCUGGUACGCUGGGGGAGGACCUCGAAGCGGCGCCGACCCAGCGGGAUGGCUUUGCUCCGCUGCCUACAGACGAGAACUCGCGGCACUAUCGAGUCUCCUCGCCCUACAGAACACUCUUCCCCUUCUUCCUCAUCAUAGCAACCUUCCUUCUCCUCGUAUGGCGCAUCAUCCUCGUCCCAUCCUCAAACCCUCCGCCCCCGCCGUGCGCGCAGGGCACUCAAGCAUAUUAUAUCAGUAACGGCGACACAUGCUGGAAGAUAUCUCGAAUCCAUGGCAUCAAGGUUCAAGAUCUCCUCGACGCAAACCCCACUAUUGAAUGUCAGCGGCUCUCAGUCGGCACCAGAGUUUGCAUCCCACCCAAGGUGGCAAACACAGUACGAAGGGGUUCAAGGGUAUCGCCAAGGCGAAAUCGCUGAGAGGCAUGACAUAUCAUCGUGGUCUCAGGCUUUUUUCACGAUAAACUUCACAGACUUUAGUUACGGAUUUGGAUCAUCGUCGACCUGAGCAGUUUCUGUACUAUAGCACUGGACAUGUAUAUAUAUGCCUCCG